GGGAGACGGAGAAAGAAUCGGGUGAUGUUUCUUUUUCCUUCCUCCUCGUCUUCUUCGCCUGGAUCCAAAUUUAGAUUGAAGAGGGAGGGUUGCAAGCGCACGCAGCAUGAUCACGUCUUCUCAAAGUGGGAGCUUCUGUGUCUACUCGGCCAAUUCAGAUUCUCAUUGGGUCAUCUGACUGGGAGGACUUUUCACUAGGAAAGGAUGGGGUACAGCGAUACAGGACGCAUAACCUUCCAAAUGGUAGUUCUUGCCCCGGACUUUAUGAGCUUGGCAUAGCUGUAAUUUCCAAGGAUGAUGGUCGCAAGGCACGCAUGCUUGAUUCACAAACUAUCAUAGUUGUUUACCUUGGCCAAACAAAUAAUGUCAGAACAAGGCUUCAGCAGUACGGCCGUGUUGGAGCACAUUUGCACUCUGGAAGAUUAAUCUCUUCAGAGGGAAAAGAAUGUUCUGGAUUAUUCACUGACGUCUUCUCAAGAGGCUACUCGAUCAUGUUCAGAUGGGCUCCAAUGGUAGACAAGAAGAAAGCUGAGAAGACAGAGGCUGAGCUGCUUGCUGUCUUUGACUAUGCAUGGAACAAAAGUGGAAAUGGUGUCUGUCGCCAUGAUGAAAUCUUAUCAAAGCUUGAUGGCAAGAGAACCGCCCAAAUCAGCACUUUUCGCAGAAAACUCCAACCAUGGAAGCAUCCAGCAUUUGGUAGCAAAGCAGGAAUCAACAUUGAUGAUAGCGUGCCACUUGAUGAUCAAAAGGGUUUCCUUCCUUCCCUAGUUUUCAAAUUUAGGAAGUCCCAGCUUCGAUUCGUUCAUGCAGACAACAGCUUUUAUGAGGACCACAAAAUCUGUGGAGUAGCCAUCGGCAAUGGGUCAGUUUGUAAGAACAAGCCUAUGAUGGAAAGAAAAAGGUGUGAAGAACACAAGGGAAAGAAAAUUGUUGGAGGUGUUCCAGUGUCAGUCAGAUUCCCUGCGAUGGAGGAGGCCACAACUACUUGUGGUGUAGUUUUAAAAGAUGGCUCUCUUUGUGCUGAGUUGCCAGCAUAUGGUAGAAAAAGAUGUGAAAUGCAUAAAGGCAGCAUAAUAACUAAACUUGAACCCCACAACAUGGCUGUUGUACUAUUUGAAGAUCAGAAAGAAACCCCUAUUUCGAAACGUCAGUCUCAAGUAGUAGUUAAGCAUGAACAGGAGUAUAGUAUUUGUGGUGUGAUCGAUGAUGAUGGAAGAAUGUGUAGAAACACACCAGUUUGGGGAAGAAAAAGGUGCGCGGAGCAUAAAGGGCAGAGAGCUACUGCAAGUAAUUUGAGGUUACCAACAAGCAGAGAAUGCUGGGAGACUGCGGAGAAUGGAAAUAUCUGUGGAGCGGUCACUAAUGGUCAUAUUUGCAGAAGGAAGCCAGCUUCUGGAAGAAAGAGGUGUGAGGACCAUAAAGGGCAGAGGAUCACGGAGAUGCUUCCCGGUAAGAGCAUAGGUGUGAAAGAGAAUUACAACGUAUCUGUAUGUGGUAUUGCUUUGAGUAAUGGUUCAAGUUGUCAGAAAACUCCAGUUACUGGAAGGAAGAGAUGUGAAUUACAUAAAGGUAGGAAGAUCACUUAGCACCAGUCCCAAUUAUUCGUAAUCCCAACACUUGUUCAUGAGUGGGAUAGUAGGAAUCAUUUGUUGGUUCCAAAAAGUUGGUAUAAAGGCGUUGUCGUUGUUGUUGUAUCGUGCUCUUUGUGUUUUUUCAUUUAGUUCUUUUACUUUAUAUAACCACUAUGUAAUCCCCCUCAGCCCUCAGCUAAGAAGCUGGGAUGAUGGCUAUGCAAUAAUUCAGCUGAAACUGAUGACAUUCGUGACCAAGUAUGUCUGUAACAUGGAUCUGAAAGUGAACAAAAUGUUGGAGGUUA
Messenger RNA from Asparagus officinalis (garden asparagus), 1876 nucleotides. Its product is annotated as protein EFFECTOR OF TRANSCRIPTION 2-like. The transcript is spliced from 3 exons. Bases 315 to 1586 code for a protein of 423 amino acids. NCBI's taxonomy places the organism in Eukaryota, Viridiplantae, Streptophyta, Magnoliopsida, Asparagales, Asparagaceae. Gene Ontology annotation, molecular function: DNA binding. Gene Ontology annotation, biological process: regulation of DNA-templated transcription. The record is from RefSeq and is a predicted model, not a curated record.